Dermacentor silvarum is the source of this 2737-nucleotide messenger RNA. RefSeq lists its product as uncharacterized. Lineage: Eukaryota; Metazoa; Arthropoda; Arachnida; Ixodida; Ixodidae. The transcript has a single exon. The record is from RefSeq and is a predicted model, not a curated record. Bases 13 to 2490 code for a protein of 825 amino acids.
UUCUGCUUCGACAUGGUGGGAUGCCUUCACAGCAAGAAGUUCGUGUUGAAAUCACUUCUCGUCCUAGCGUUGUCUGCGGCAAGCUCUCAAAAAGAAGUCAAGAUUGCGUUCGAGAAGACGGACGCGGUCGUUCACGCAUGCUUUGGAGUGCUCGUCAUCUCCGACGAUAGCAGUAACGAAAAUGAACUUCCAGCGGAGUUAACUUCCGCACCGCUUCAUAGCCGCUUCAAAAGAGCCGACGAAAACGAUGGGGGCGGCAUGGAAGAACAUCAUGGUACCGAGGGAGAUCAUGGCGCAGCCGGUAACAUCGGACACCGCGAGUUCUCCUUCGAGGAAACACCCGUUGUGGUCACCUAUGAAGCAGACGCCGGCGAAACGGGAGUACCCGAAACUAGUUUCGGCUACGAAGUGGACCGCGGCCUCGGAGGAGGAGGAGCUGGUGGUGGAACGUCCAUCGGCGGUGGUAGCAGGCGCUACCUGUCACCGACUUCUGGCAGCGGUGGAAGUGUUCGUUUAGGACGCAUUGUGAAUGGCGGCGGCUUGCGACCGGGCUACGGAAUGGUAGGAACUCAAUUGGGAACUGCUAUGAGCGGCGGCCGCCUUGCGUACGGCCUUCAACCAGCACUGGCGACCAGUGGACUAGCGUUACAGGGAGGACCAGUAAUGGGCGUCUCCGGGACUCCGCUCGGACUGGGAGGCGCAAGACUCGGCUUGGGCGGGAGUAGACUCGGUAUCUUAGGCACCGGCACUGGCAGCGGGAUAGGCUAUGGCUUCCAACCGGGCGCAGGCUACGGACUGAUGCAGGGGGGAAUGCCUGCGUUGUCUACGAUGGGCACUCGCUUUAUUAGGGGGUCACCAGGAGUUAUCUAUUCUGGGGGUGCUAGAGGAGGUUCGGGUAUCUACGGAGGUGGCUUAGGCCUAGCUCCUGCAUACCAAGGUGGAUACAGGUUAGGCGGUGGUCAGAUGGGGACGAUGGCCCUCGGAAACGGUUAUGGAGGCAGCCUCAGUGGUGCUAGAAUGGCCGUGCCGAAUGUUGGAGGCUACAGUAUCCGCAAUGGGAUGGGUUCCAGUGGUUUGGGUGGGCUUGGAGGAGUCCGAAAUGUUGGCGGUAGCUCACUUGGUCUUGGUAGUGGCUUGAGUGGUUCUUUAGGAAACCUGGGUAGCGGUGUCGGGUAUAGGCGUAUCGGUAUGGGGGGAAUAGGAGGCGGCGGCGGCGGUAUGUCCAUGGGUGGGCUAAGAAGCGGCUCUCUUGGCAUGAAUAUGGGUGGUGGCAGAGGAUCAAUUGGUGGUGGUGGAUUGAGAGGGGCGUCGAUUGGUCUUGGAAACGCUGGGCAGGGCUCUGGCGGCUCUCUUGGCAUGACUAUGGGUGGUGGCAGAGGAUCAAUUGGUGGUGGUGGAUUGAGAGGGGCGUCGAUUGGUCUUGGAAACGGUGGACAGAGCUCUGGUGGCUCUCUUGGCAUGACCGGUGCGUCUCUUGGUGGUAGAAUGGGCGGGAUAGGAUCUGGUAGAAGCAUGGGAGGUAGUGUGUCCGGUGGAUCUCGUGGCGGAUCUCUAGGGUUGGGUGGCGGGAGUGUGGGAAGUGGAGGAGGCCUUGGCAUGGGAGCCAGAGGUGGUUCUGGUGGUGCAAUGGGAGCAAGUGGUGGGCUCGGAUCUGGUGGCCUCGGUGUCGGAAUGAGAAGCGGCGGGGCUAGAGGAUCUCUAGGUACCAGUGGCGGCCUUGGGGGUGGCUCACUUGGAGGUGGCGCUGGACUCGGGUCUGGUGGAGGAGGACUGGGGAUGAAAGGCGGCUCACUACGUAUGGGAGGAGGAGGUGGUUCUAGCGGCCUCGGAGUUGGAAUGAAAGGAGGUUCUGGAGGAUCGCUUGGCAGCGGCCUCAGAGGUGGUUCUCUAGGAGUAGGUGGGGGCGGGAAUUCUGGUGGCUUGGGAAUGGGCCUCAAGGGUGGUUCUGGAGGGGGACUAGGCGGUGGACUCAGUGGCGGCGGCAUGAGAUUGGGCGGAGGCACAGGCGGCCUCGGACGCAGUGGAUCACUUGGUGCUGGACUCAAGGGUGGUGGUCUAGGUGUGCAAGGUGGUGGUCUGGGCAUAGGUGGCGGCGCUGGUACGGGACUCAGAGGCGGCUCAUCGCUUACCGGUGGGUUGAAAGGAGGGUCCUUGGGAAGUGGUACGGGUAUUGGCGGAGGUGGACUUUCGGGUCUUGGAGGAGGCGCCUCAGGUGGCCUCAGUGGUUCGGGUAAGGGGGGAGGCGUAGGAAUAGGAUUGAAGGGUGGCUCAGGUCUUGGACUGAAAGAUGGCGCAUCGCUAGCCGGUGGUCUGAAAGGAGAGUCUUUAGGUGGCGGCUUAGGUGUCGGCCAUGGAACAGGUGCCUCUGGCGGACUGGGUGUGAAAGAAGGUGGUGGAUUGGGCGGUGCCCUGGGUGCUGGUGGUGGUGGUACUGGAUUAGGACUGAAAGGUGGCUCCUUGGGUGGGGGUGCAGGUGGCGGACACACCUAGGAGCGGCUGCAUCUGGUGGCCUCGGUGUCAAAGAAGGCGGCGCGAUGGGUGAGGGUCUUGGUGCUGAUGCCAUUGGUGCUGGAGCGCUCGGGGGCAAGGGCCGCGAUGGUCUAGGUGUAAGUGCAUGGUAGCGUCGGUGCAGUAAAAGGAGAAUUACGAGUUGGUGAUAAUACCGGCCUCUAAUGGGUCCUCGGGAAGGUUUAAUUUAUCGAUUUGAAUAAACGGACACCAGUUGUCUUUUCUGUUA